CAAAAAUAUCACUGCGAUGCAUGCAACAAAGACAUCACAUAUCUCGUUAGAAUCAAGUGUGCCAUCUGCCCCGACUUUGAUCUAUGUGUAGAGUGCUUUUCUUGUGGGACCGAACUGAAAGAUCACAAGUCCGACCACGACUACAGAGUUCUGGAAAUGUUGGAUUUUCCUAUAUUCGAAAGCUCAUGGGGUGCAGACGAGGAGCUUUUACUAGUCGAAGGUCUUGAACUUCAUGGCGUUGGAAAUUGGGAGCAGAUUAGCGAUCAUAUUGGCACAAAAAACAAAAUUGAAUGUGCUGAUCAUUACGAUCGUGUCUAUGUACAGAGCGAUGUGUUCCCAAGCCCUGUAUGUCACUAUUCUUAUGGAUUUGAAAUUUUAAAAACAUCGACCAAAGCACAACUUCCACCUCCGUCAAGGCCACUAUCAAGUGCACCGGCAAAUCAUGAAAUUGCGGGAUUUAUGCCUGGUCGUCGAGAGUUUGAGCAUGAGUUUGACAAUGAUGCUGAGCAGCAGGUCAAAGACUUGGAAUUUACAGAGGAUGAUACUCCAGAGGAAAUUGCACUAAAAUGUGCCAUGCUUAAUAUAUACAAUACCGCCUUGUCACGUCGUGCGGAAAGGAAAAAGUUUGUUUUUGAUAGGAAUCUGAUUGAUUUUAAAAAGGCAAGUCGUUAUAAAAAACGACGCCCAAAAGAAGAAAAAGAGCUUUAUCACAAGAUGCGUGUUUUUGCCAAACUCAUGACAGAGUCUGAUUUUCAAGUAUUUAUGGAUGGAUUACUAGCUGAACUAAGGCUGCGUAUGAGAAUUGCACAUUUGCAAGAGUAUCGGCGAAUGGGAAUUACUACUCAUCGAGAUGCAGCAGAAUUUGAAAAAGAACGGGCGAUACGACCUUUCUUUCGCAAUCUUAAUUCUGCAGCAGGAAACUCGGGAUCUUCAUCGACCAUACCCACCACUCCAUCCUAUUCCACCCGAACGCCAUCCACAUCUUUAACCCCAGCACCAUUAGGAGGACGUAAACCUGCAAACCCACUAGACGUUACCAACACUGAUGGUGUUGAACUACUCACAGAAAAAGAAUGCCAGCUUUGCUCCUCCCUCCGACUUUUCCCCCGUGCAUAUCUCGCUAUUAAAGACAUUAUCAUCAAAGAAAAUCUUGCGCAUGGGUUUAUCAAGCGUCGACAUGUACGAUCCUUAGUCAAGAUUGAUGUCAACAAGACAUCAAAGAUCUUUGACUUUUUUUUGGAAAUGGGUUGGAUAACCAAUGUGUCGUGA
Messenger RNA from Batrachochytrium dendrobatidis JAM81, 1269 nucleotides. Its product is annotated as chromatin-binding transcription regulator ADA2. Gene Ontology annotation, biological process: chromatin remodeling; regulation of transcription by RNA polymerase II. The transcript is spliced from 8 exons. Gene Ontology annotation, cellular component: SAGA-type complex; nucleus. Lineage: Eukaryota; Fungi; Chytridiomycota; Chytridiomycetes; Rhizophydiales. The annotation marks the transcript as partial. Gene Ontology annotation, molecular function: transcription coactivator activity; protein binding; zinc ion binding. The record is from RefSeq and is a predicted model, not a curated record.